AUGGUCUACUGCGGUAAACCCUCAGGGGCAUGUCACGCCUGCCGAGAGCGCCGCACCCGCUGUGACAAGCUGCCAGACGGCUGCACCCAGUGCACAAAUGCAAAGCGCAUGUGUCCCGGGUACCGCGCCAUGGGAGAUGUGCUCUUCAAGGACGUCACUAUCAAUGUGAUCCGCAAGGCUAAGGCAGGCGAGGUGCGCGCGAAGCAAGCCGCAUUGAGAUCAAGCCCUCAAUCAUCUACCCCACAAACGCCUAACGCCACAGCCGACGAUGACAGCGAUCCGUCCGAAGAUGGUAUGGAGGUCGUUGCCCAGGCCACCCCGCUGCAGCACUUCUCAUUGGUCCCUAGCGUUGAGGAGCGCGCAACGGGACUCUUUGUAGCCAACUACGUUUAUGCGCUUGAUGGCUACACUCGUGGUCAUCUAGACUACCUCACAGAUGUCUUCAGAAAGGACAGUCUCGAUGAAGGGCUCCUCUCCAGCAUGAAGGCUGUGGGCCUCGCCGGCUUUGCUCACACCACACGCUCUCCUUAUCUUAUCAAGAACGCGCGCUGCCAAUACAUCAAGGCGAUCCAGCACACGAACGCCGCCCUGCGUGAUCCCAGCACCGCAAAGAAGGAUGCCACACUCCUCACGAUCAUCAUCCUCGGCAUAUUCGAGUCGGUCACCGGCGGCUCGCUACGUUCCCUCCGCGACUGGGUCGCCCACGUUAUGGGCGCCUGCGACGUCGUCAAAGUGCGCGGCCACAAGGGAAUCGAGUCCAUAUCUGGCCGCCGCAUGCUGCUCCAGGUCACCUCGAACCUGCUGAUCUCGUGCGUCCAAAAGGCUGAUCCGGUCCCAGACGACAUCGCCGAACUGAUCUUCACCGCUAUCAACACUGUACGCACCAAGGACUUGGUCAACAACAUCCAGUCCAAUGAAUCCGCCUUCCUCGUCCUGGAGUGCAUGAUUAAAUUCGCCAAGUUGCGCUCCGACGUCGUCCAUUGUCACGAAACGGACCCACUAGUCAUAUACGUCCGGUGUAUCGAAUUAGACACUAUUCUAGAGAACCUGUCCAACAACCCCCCUGAGCACUGGCGCAUCCACACCGUAUUCACGGACGCCGCGCCGGAUUUCAUCUACAAUGGCCGCUACCACAUCAACACCGACUACAUAGUCUCCCAGUCAUGGAACGCCCUCCGCAUCGUCCGUUUCAUGCUCAACGAGAUCGUCCGCGACUUGCUCACCCCGGGUGCCACUGUCCGCGACGUUCCCACCUCGGGCGCCACUGAGUCGUUGCCCCUCCACACCCCCCUCACCGGCCCCGAGUUCGAAGCUCAGCGGCUAAAAUCUAUCGCCGCCAUGUACGAGGCCCAAGAAGGGAUCCUAUACAGCGUCCCACAGCACACCGAUGCCAUACCCGAUCGCGGGGGUAGUGGUGCCAGUACCAACUCACCUGUGCGUACGGUGUGGUCGGAUUUCCGCGACCGGCCAGGAGAAGAGAAGCCGCUUGCGAAGAUCUCGGGCGCGUUGUUCUUGAUCUGGCCUCUGUGGUUUGUGGGGAUUAAUGAUACGGCGUCGGAUGAGAUUAGGAGGUUUGUGGUGAGGAAUCUGAGGAUGGUGGGGGAUCGGAUGGGGAUUAAGCAGGCGUAUUUGUUGGCCGACGCGGUGGAGUCGCAUAUUGAACUGAGCGUGUCACUGUAG
Pseudogymnoascus verrucosus is the source of this 1680-nucleotide messenger RNA. RefSeq lists its product as uncharacterized. NCBI's taxonomy places the organism in Eukaryota, Fungi, Ascomycota, Leotiomycetes, Thelebolales, Thelebolaceae. Bases 1 to 1680 code for a protein of 559 amino acids. Gene Ontology annotation, molecular function: DNA-binding transcription factor activity, RNA polymerase II-specific; zinc ion binding. The record is from RefSeq and is a predicted model, not a curated record. Gene Ontology annotation, biological process: regulation of DNA-templated transcription. The transcript has a single exon.